Messenger RNA from Gadus macrocephalus (Pacific cod), 2501 nucleotides. Its product is annotated as UNC93-like protein MFSD11. Bases 300 to 1643 code for a protein of 447 amino acids. The record is from RefSeq and is a predicted model, not a curated record. The transcript has 13 exons. Lineage: Eukaryota; Metazoa; Chordata; Actinopteri; Gadiformes; Gadidae.
GGAGAAGAAGAACAUAGUUCCCAUAAUUUAAGUCACAAGUUGGCGGACUUCAAGUAGUGAAGUAAAACUUCUGCCAUGCAUUUCCAAAUCUCAGUGGGUCAGUCAAAAAGCGGACAGUCUGAUCUUGACUGCACUCAAAUGUUAUUUAUAGAUUUUCUUUGAUACGUUUAAAAAUAAUGCUUCUCAUUGAAGACAUCAUAGACGUUUAGGAGUUUCGCCAGGAACCUCUGUUCUUUGAGUGUAGUCGAUCAUUAUUUGGGAAUAAAUAACCACAAGGGCGUUUCAGGACAAAUCCAACUAUGGCGGACGUAAGAACUGUGAACGUUGUAGUUUUAGGCGUUGGAUUUUUGUUAAUUUUUACUGCCUUCACUACCUGUGGAAACAUCGAGCAAACACUGAUAAAAAGCCUGCAGAAUGAUACAUUCACUGGAAGUGGUUACCACAGCCUCGGAAUCAUCUAUGGAGUUUUUUCCUUCUCAAAUUUUCUUGCGCCAACAGUUGUUGCAAUACUUGGCCCCCCAUGCACAAUGCUCAUCAGCGGUAUACUUUACAGUUGUUAUAUAGCGGUGUUCAUUGUUCCAACUACAUGGUCUUUUUACUUGACAUCUGUGAUCGUUGGCGCAGGAGCAGCCAUGCUGUGGACCGCACAGAGUCACUUCCUGGUGGAGAACUCUGACGCCUCCACCAUAAACCGGAACACAGGGAUGUUUUGGGGUCUUUUGCAGUGCAGCAUGCUAUUUGGCAACCUUUACAUUUAUUUCGCAUGGAAUGGAAGCACCGAAAUCUCAGAGCGGGGCAGGAAGAACCUCUUCACGACGCUGCUGGUGACCUCCGGGGUCGGUACGCUCUGCUUCCUGGCGCUGAGGAAGACGCAGCACCAGCAGGACGAUAUGAUCUCCGACGACGAAGGCCGCUCCCUGCUCUCGGCGCCCAUGAUGUAUAAACAAAGAGCAAACACUGCUGUAAAGGAUGCCAAGGCAGAAUUCAAGACCAUCCUCCAACUUCUCAGUUCCAAAACAAUAUUGCUCCUGAGCAGCUGCAUGGCAUACAGUGGUCUAGAGCUGUCUUUCUACAGUGGAGUGUAUGGUACUUGUAUUGGUGCGACGGAACAGUUUGGGGAGUCGGCGAAAGGCCUAAUUGGCAUUUCUGGAAUUGUAGUUGGCAUUGGAGAAAUAAUAGGUGGGGGGUUUUUCGGACUGAUGUGCACAAACAAUCGCUUUCGCCGCACGUCGGUGGUCUUCCUGGGGAUGGUGGUCCACUUUGUCGCCUUCUACCUGAUCUUCCUCAGCAUCCCGGACGACGCUCCCAUCGUGCUGAAGACCAGUGCACAGUUCACGUCCUAUCUAACUCCCAGUGUUUCCAUAGCGCUGCUUUGUAGCUUCCUACUGGGUCUUGGAGACAGCUGCUUCAACACCCAGCUGUACAGCCUCCUGGGCUGUGUGUACGCAGAGCAGAGCACACCUGCCUUCGCCAUCUUUAAGUUCAUCCAGUCGAUUUUUGCAGCGUUGGCCUUCUUCUACAGCGGAUACCUUCUGUUGAGAUGGCAACUCCUACUCAUGGUCAUACUGGGAUUCACGGGGACCUUGGGUUUCUUCCUGGUGGAGAGGAUGCAGAACAUCUCCGUAGACACGCAUGACCCCUAGGAAUUAGUUGUGAAGGAGUGUAGUUAUUGAGGGAGGAGAGGGGUGUGUGUUCUCAUAAGGAUGACUAGCUUUUAUAUGUGAUUAAUAUUGUGACUUCCAGCUUUGUUUUGAAAUGUAAUAUUAUAAAUGAACGGACAUUACUGUAAUUUCACUUGCACAUUGCGUUCUCUUGCUGGCAAAUGCUCUUUUGCUACGGGCUAAUAUUCAUGAAUAUUUAAGUUUAAACUGCGCUGUUGCGCAUCACUAAUAUGCUGUUUUGAUAUUAACGCUGACAUUUUAUUAACAUGACUAUUUACUAUUAUUAUUUUAUUGUCUCAAUGUUGAAGGUGAUGUUAGCAACACGAGUAUAUUAUAAUCUUUAGAACUGCAUUCUGCUUUGAAGAUUGUUGCAGAAGCCAAACAGGAUCAGGUUUUUUGGUACGUGUAUGUUACUAUGUUUAGAAACUUAAGGCAUUUAACCAGAACCAAGAUUUGUGUAAAGGCUAAACUGUAGCAUCCUCUUUUUAAUAACUCAAUUGGAAUGGACAAUCUCUAGUAUGUCGAACAAACUAAAAAGACUGGAUUACAGGGUUCCUUUUUUUUUUCCAAAUCCUAUCAGAGCUUGGUUUACAUUUAUUUUUACAUUUAUUUCAAUUUUGUGUUCUUUUUUAUCAGAGACAAUGAGAGAUUUACAUUUAAAACACAAGAAAAUACUUAUAUGAGACAAUCACCAGUUCAGUAACAUUUAUUGCUCAAGUUUAAAUAAAUGGUAGGGUUAUAAUAUUUAUUUAUAUUUGGUAAAUGUCAUACGAUGGAAAUGGAUGUCACACAAUAAACUCUGUCCUGUGUUAUUUUAUAAAGCUUUUUACAUUACUACAA